AGUCCUCUGAGGAUAUUACUUCUUUGGCAGACGGAUCAUCUUCAUCGCACUUUAACAAGUCUUGUCCUCGUGACGUCGAAAUUGAUGUAAGCGGACGACGCGUUUGUGGAGCAGCUAAUUAGCUACAACAACGUCCACCUGGAGGUGCCCCUCUUGCGUUGCUGCAGAUCGAGGAUUUGACUCGGAGCACAAGAACUACAACAAGUUGUACAAGAAGCAGCAUAUGGC
Messenger RNA from Amoebophrya sp. A25, 228 nucleotides. The record is from the annotation of a GenBank genome assembly. NCBI's taxonomy places the organism in Eukaryota, Dinophyceae, Syndiniales, Amoebophryaceae.